AUGUUACAGUCUAAGGAAGAGUUAGAUGUAGCUCAAGCUUUUGAAGAACUUCAUAUGGAUAACCCUUACAUAUACAUGGAACAUUCAACAAGACCUAAUGCCCAAGAUAUACCUGAAUCUUCAGGAGUUAAGGAAGAAACCCCUCCAGAUCAUAUGGAACAUGAUAUAGAUGAUUAUGAAGAAGUAUACAUCCCAGGACAUGGUAAGAUACCUUAUAGACCAGACCAAGCUAGUCUACUGGAAGAAAUGUUUGGAGCUAAAUUUGAACAAGAAAGUCAAGAUAGAGAAAAUAGAAGGAAAUCACCUUAUUACCAGAAAUGGGAAAAGGCGAAUUUGAAAAAGAUGGUAAAAUCAGAAAUAGGAAAUAUACCCAAUUUGGGAAUACAGCUGAUACUAGAUGAUGUGAUAUCAAGCCCUUAUGAUAUAGAAUUAAGAGUAGAUCAAUGGUUAAGAAUGUUGAUGACAGCUACAAUAGGUGGUGGAUUAAAUUCAGUUAAAAGAGAUAACUUUACCAGAUUCAUACCUCAAACUUUUACGGAUUAG
Messenger RNA from Dovyalis caffra, 543 nucleotides. NCBI's taxonomy places the organism in Eukaryota, Viridiplantae, Streptophyta, Magnoliopsida, Malpighiales, Salicaceae. The record is from the annotation of a GenBank genome assembly.